This is a messenger RNA of Vigna angularis (adzuki bean), 1232 nucleotides long. RefSeq lists its product as uncharacterized. The transcript is spliced from 3 exons. NCBI's taxonomy places the organism in Eukaryota, Viridiplantae, Streptophyta, Magnoliopsida, Fabales, Fabaceae. The record is from RefSeq and is a predicted model, not a curated record. The coding region runs from base 123 to 1088 and encodes 321 amino acids.
AUUCUGCUUACACUCUUUGCGCCAACAUCACACCAACCUCUCUCACUCAGACUCUUCUUCACUACUCCGCACUCUCUUUCUCUUUUUCUUAUUCCUCACAUCACAUUCAACAAGAGAGAAACAUGAAACCCAACGACAACGUGGCAGUACUGACCAAGACAGACUCCGAGGUUAGCAGCCUCUCCCAGUCCUCACCGCCCCGCUCUCCCCGCCGGCCCGUAUACUACGUCCAAAGCCCUUCCCGCGACUCCUCCCACGACGGCGAGAAGACCACCAACUCCUUCCACUCCAGCCCGCUCCAAAGCCCAUUGGGCUCUCCGCCCCACUCCCACUCCAACUCAUCGCUGGGCCGCCACUCUCGUGAGUCCGCCUCCACCCGCUUCUCCGGCUCCCGCAAGAGCAGCUCCACCAACCGCAAGGGCCCAUGGAGGCCCUGGAAGGACCACUUCCACGCCAUCGAGGAAGAGGGUCUCCUCGACGCCCACGACAAUGCCCAACAUGGCUUCCCUCGUCGCUGCUAUUUCCCGGCAUUCAUUCUCGCCUUCCUCCUUCUCUUCUCCUUUUUCUCUCUCAUUCUCUGGGCCGCAAGUCGCCCCCAAAAGCCUGCCAUUUCACUCAAGAGUAUAACCUUCGAUCAGUUCCUGAUUCAAGCGGGUGCCGAUGAGUCAGGAGUUGCCACGAGCUUGGUCUCCAUGAAUUCAUCUGUGAAGUUGACGUUUCGCAACACAGCUACAUUUUUCGGGGUCCAUGUCACCUCAACUCCCCUAGAUCUAAAUUUUUAUGAACUCACUCUUGCCACUGGAACUAUGCCAAAGUUCUACCAAUCUAGGAAGAGCCAAAGAUCUGUUAGAGUGAGGGUGAAAGGGAGUCACAUUCCACUGUACGGAGGGGGAGCGAACCUGAACACUGUGAACGGGGCACCGGAACCGGUGCCGUUGACGUUGAGCGUGAUGGUGCGGUCCAGGGCUUACGUUUUGGGGAAAUUGGUGAAACCCAAGUUCCACGAGAAGAUUGAGUGUUCUGUGGUUUUUGAUCCGAAGAAGAUGGGCGUGGCCAUUUCGCUGGUCAAGAAGUGCAAUUACCAGUAAGUCAACACCGUCAUUAAUUACUUAAUAAACCAAACCUUAAUAUUUUGUUUUCAAGGGUGUGGUUGGAUGCAGUCGGUGCUUCAGUUUUCAACAUCUAUUGUUAUGUUAUUUUUCAAUGCUUAAUAUAAAUUAUUUUUACUUUUA